Molecule: messenger RNA, 1442 nt
Organism: Drosophila navojoa
Lineage: Eukaryota; Metazoa; Arthropoda; Insecta; Diptera; Drosophilidae
Gene: Inx5
Product: Innexin 5
Biological process (GO): phototransduction
Cellular component (GO): gap junction; plasma membrane
Molecular function (GO): gap junction channel activity
Source: RefSeq, a predicted model, not a curated record
GCAGCCGAACUGAGACCGAGCAGGAGUUUGAGAAUUGGACACAGUCGUCGAGGUACUCUUUCCCGAGGCGGAGGAAAUGUAUUCGGCUGUGAAGCCAUUGUCCAAGUACUUGCAAUUCAAAUCGAUACGCAUCUACGAUGCCGUCUUCACCAUUCACUCCAAGUGCACGGUGGUCAUCCUGCUGACGUGCUCGCUGCUGCUGUCGGCGCGCCAGUACUUCGGCGAUCCGAUACAGUGCAUCAGCGAGGAGAAGAACAUCAACUAUGUGCAGUCCUAUUGCUGGACGAUGGGCACCUACAUCAUCAAGGUGGACAACUCCACCGAUCUCCGUCAGCUGCUGCCGACGCCGCCGCCGCCGACUAGCCGUGCCGGACACGGCCGGGUCAGCCUGCGGCGGCUGGCCGACUACAACGAGGAGUACGCGCGGGCGAUAUCGAUAGCCGAGGGCGUCGGCCCCGAGGUGCGCGGCCAGACGCAGCGCGUCUACUUGCGCUACUAUCAGUGGGUCAUCAUACUGCUCCUCUUCCAAUCGUUCGUCUUCUACUUUCCGUCGUGCCUCUGGAAGGUGUGGGAGGGCCAGCGGCUGAAGCAGCUCUGCUCGGAGGUGGGCGAGGCGCUGCUCUCGGAGCAGACGUACAACACGCGCCUCCGACUGCUGGUCAAGUACUUUACCACCGACUACGAGGACAUGCACUACUGCUACAUGGCCAAGUACGUCUUCUGCGAGCUCCUCAACUUUCUGAUCAGCAUACUCAACAUCCUGGCGCUGGAGGUGUUCCUCAAUGGCUUCUGGAGCAAGUAUCUGCAUGCGCUGGCCACGAUACCGCUGUACGACUGGGAUCGCUGGAAUCACAUCUCGUCGCGGGUCUUCCCCAAGAUCGCCAAGUGCGAGGUGCUCAAGUAUGGGGCCAGCGGCACGGCCAGCAUCAUGGACAAUCUAUGCAUACUGCCGCUGAACAUAUUGAACGAGAAGAUCUUCGUCUGCCUCUGGUGCUGGUUCCUGCUGAUGGCCUUCAUGUCCGGCCUGAAUCUGCUCUGUCGCCUGGCCAUGAUGCUCAGCCGGACGCUGCGCGAGCUGAUGAUACGCAGCCAAUUGCGCUACAUGACCAAACAGCAUGUGCAGCACGUCUUCCGGGAUCUGACCAUCGGCGAUUGGUUCCUCCUGAUGAAGGUCAGCGUCAAUGUCAAUCCGAUGCUCUUUCGCGAUCUCAUCGACGAGCUGUGCGAGCUGCGCACCAUUCACAGCUCCUGCUCAUCCCUCACGCUGCUCGAGUGUCCCGUCUAGUCGCUGUCGCCUGCUCAACUACAAACAAACAAACAAACAUACAUACAUGCCUACAUACAUACAUACAUAGAGACGUACUUGUAUUAAAUUCUUUCAGAUUCCAGCAAUCCUCAAUUGUUGACCACCAAACCCGCUGUGCCUAGUUUCUUUAUGUAUG